GGAAGGUGGCGGUGGCCGUGUCCUGCCGCGAGCCCUACCUGUGCGCGCAGUGCCACACGGACUUCACGUGCCGCUGGCGGGAGGAGAAGAACGGCACCAUCAUGUGCGAGACCUGCAUGGCCUCCAACCAGAAGAAGGCCCUGAAGGCCGAGCACACGAACCGGCUCAAGGCCGCCUUCGUCAAGGCCCUGCAGCAGGAGCAGGAGAUCGAGCAGAGGAUCCUGCAGCAAACGGCCCCUCCCGGGCAGCCCAAGGCCGAGCCCGUGGGGCAGCACCACGCGCUCAAGCAGAGUUCCAGCCAGAUGUCCCGAGGUGCUUCCCGAGGGGUCCUGCACUCCUACAGCUCCUCUCCCAAAAUCCAGAGCUCCUCGGGCAGCGCCGCCCUCGGCAGCCGGCCCGGAAAACACGAGAGGUCAGGCAGCAAGGGCAGCUCAGGAGCCUGGAAGAAAAACCCCAUCAGCACAGGUGGGGCCCUGCCCUUCGUCAGCCCCGCUCUGGCCGUGCACAAAUCGGCCUCGGCCGUGGACCGGCAGCGCGAGUACCUGCUGGAUAUGAUCCCGCCCCGCUCCAUCCCACAGUCGGCCACGUGGAAAUAAUUCCCGAGGGACAACUUUGCCAGGCUCUGCCAUCCUUUAUUUUUUUUUUUUCUGUUGUUUUUCUACCACAAUUCCGUGGAAUCUGCUUUAAAUCCCAGCUGGAUAACGCCCCGAGGCUUUUCUAGGAUGCAACAACACCACCACUCCUCAUCCGUCCCUGCCGGGAGAAGUGACCGCGUCGGGGUGGCCGAAUCCCGGCUCCCUUGGCUCCCAGAUUUUUCAUGGAAGCUGGCAGGGGAGAAAAAAAACAAAACAAAACAAAACAAAACAAAACAAACAAAAAAGGGGAAGAAUUCCUUAAAAAUUUUUUUUUUUUUUUUUUUUUUUUUGGUUGGCUUUUCUUUUUUCCGUAUUUCGUUUUGAAAUUUUUUUGGCACCAGCACCAAAAAAAAAAAAAAAAAAAAAAAUUUAGAAAGGACUCAGCGAUUCCUCCUCUCUCUCUCUCUGCCUUCGCCACCGACGCCGAACUUUUUGCCGGGAACGCUUCGGAGUUCCGGAAUUUUGGGGCGUGGACAGAGGAAUUCCAGCCCCAUCCUGCAUUUAGUGAGCCAAGUUCAUGGCUGCUCCUUUUCCCUGCUCCUCUUCCAGCCGGGAAAUCAGGCGGCACAUCCCGAUAUUCCCAAAAUUCCGACGAUUCCGUGAAGAAGAAAGUGCAAAAUUCCCGAUUCCGGUUGAGUAUGGAUGGUUUGGUUGGUUUUUUUUUUUUUUUUUUCUCCCCCUUGGCUGGGAAGUGGGAAUUGCUGCGGGAGAAUUCCCACUUUUUUUUCUUGGAUUCUGGUUGGAAUAGACUUUGGAACCAUUGGUAGUUCCUAAACCUUGAGAGACAAAAAAAAAAAAAAAAAAAAGAAAACACCUUUGGUUAUUUCUCAUCCCGUGAAUUUUGGGCCUUCCCGACGUUUCCCAGAGACUCCAAAGUGAAACUUUUUGGGAAUUUUCUUUUUUUCCUUUGGGAGGGUUGGUUAGGUUGGUUGGUUGUUUUUUUUUUUGUUUUGUUUUUCCUUUUCUGUUCUUGUUUUGAGGGAUAUUAUUCCAAAAAAUUUAUAGGAAUUCCAGCAGCUGAUGCAGACAAGGAGGGUUGGGAGCAAUUCCCAAAAUUCCCACCGGGAAUUCUGGCCAUUCCCAAUCCUUCCCUCUAUGAUUCGAGUUCUUCCAGGCAUCCCAAGCAUGCUCCUGUAUCCAUUUGGGAUGGAGUUUUCCAUCUUUUUUUUUUUUUUUUUUUUGGGAAUUCCAGAGGUUCAACCCAAAAUCCAUCCAGGGCUAGUUUGGUUUCAUUUUGCUUUCUCAUAAUUUUUUUUUUAACUUGGGCUUCUUCCCAAAUUCCAGAAAAUCCAAGGGGCAGAAUUCCAGGCCUUAGAAGAAUUCUUUGGGAAAUUUUCUUGGGGAAAUUAUAAAUAUAUAUAAUUUAGAGAUCUAUAUAUUGAAAAGAAAAAAAAAAAAAAAAAGAAAAAAAAAAGAGGAGGGGAAAAAAUUCAGGAAAAGCCGAAUUUAUUUUCUUAGGAAUUGCUGAAGCCAAGAAUUCCUUUGGAUCCCAGUGACAAAACCCCUCCCUUUUCCCACUUUUCCUGACAUCUCAAUAUUUAGGAAUUUAGCUUAGGAAAAGAAAAACCCACAAAACUCAUUUUCCAAACUGGGAUUUGUUGGAUAAAAAGCCCCAGAAUUCCCACUCGGAUGUGGAUUUUGGGGAUGUUUUCCAUAGGGAUGUGAAGAGCUCAAAUGUGGGAAUUGGGUUGGAAUUUUGGAAUUUGGAGUUUUCUUUUCAUUCCAAGCUUGGAUCGGGAGAUGCUGACAGAGGGAUGACGUGGAAUUCCAUAAAUUCCAUCAGAUUUUAUGGAAAAGUUGCCGUUCCUUUCCCACGUGGAAUUUUUUGGGGUUGAUUCAGAGGGAUUUUCCUCUCCUGGUUUUUUUUUUUUUUUUUUUUUUUUUUUUUUCCUCAUGGAUGCCAACAUUUGGAAAAAGUUCAUUUAUUCCUCCCCCUCCCCGCCCAAAAAAAAAAAAAUCCCAACAAAAUUCCUCCAAUUAAAAUCCGAAAUUUUAUUUUAAGGGUUGGUUUAUUCCUGGUGUUUGGAUGAUUCCUGAAAAAAAAAAAAACAAACAAAA
This is a messenger RNA of Oenanthe melanoleuca, 2693 nucleotides long. Its product is annotated as transcriptional repressor p66-alpha-like. The transcript is spliced from 3 exons. The annotation marks the transcript as partial. Gene Ontology annotation, cellular component: NuRD complex. The record is from RefSeq and is a predicted model, not a curated record. Gene Ontology annotation, biological process: negative regulation of transcription by RNA polymerase II. Gene Ontology annotation, molecular function: sequence-specific DNA binding. Lineage: Eukaryota; Metazoa; Chordata; Aves; Passeriformes; Muscicapidae.